AUGAACAAUUCCGAAGCUCAUCAAACAUUUGAAUCGUCACCUAUUUCUGCAGAAAUGACCAAACAUACCUCGGAAACUCCACUCUAUGAUAUGUUUGCCAAAAACAUUGAACAAUUUAUUGAUGCUGUUCAGAAAAACCAAUACAACAGACCAGCUAAUUUGUCCAAUUUGGCAAACAUGUUUUCAUUGCAAAUGUUCUUAAUUUUUGUAGUGUUAAUGUUUUCGAUAUUUUACUCCCAUCCUCCUCCUGCAUGGCUUGUCUUGUUGUCGAUUGCUGGUCUUGGAUGUGGUUUUUAUUCGAUGGCAACAAGGGAUCCACUUGGCAUGUUCAUUUACAGCCUAUUUAAUUUUAUUGGAUUCGUUUAUUGUUUUAUUUAUUUAGGUUAUGACAGCUCCAUUGCAAUGUCCUUCAUCUUGUUAUUAUUGAAUCAGGUUAAAUCUGUUGGAUAUGUCAUUGAAUUUGGAAAGGCAAAACUAGAGAAAAGACAAGUAUUCGAAGCCAACAUUUAA
Messenger RNA from Naegleria gruberi, 510 nucleotides. Its product is annotated as NADH:ubiquinone oxidoreductase. Bases 1 to 510 code for a protein of 169 amino acids. NCBI's taxonomy places the organism in Eukaryota, Heterolobosea, Eutetramitea, Acrasida, Naegleriidae. The transcript has a single exon. The record is from RefSeq and is a predicted model, not a curated record.